GCGGCGAUGCCUGCGCCUCUCUGACUGCCGCGCGCUCCCGCCGCCCAGCAGAGCCGAGGGUCCCGCCAGCCUCCCGGUCGCCGACAUGCCCAGUCCUCCCGGGCUCCGCGCGCUGUGGCUCUGCGCGGCGCUGUGCGCCUCCCCGGGGGCCCCAGGAGCCCCUCGACCGGGUCCGCCGCCAGCCUGCCCGGCCCCCUGCCGCUGCCAGGAGGAUGGCUUCAUGCUGUCGGCCGACUGCUCUGAGCGCGGGCUCUCAGCAGUGCCCGGGGACCUGCACCCAUUGACGGCUUACCUAGACCUGAGCAUGAACAACCUCACGGAGCUCCAGCCCGGCCUCUUCCGCCACCUGAGCUUCCUGGAGGAGCUGCGCCUCUCCGGGAACCACCUGUCACACAUCCCAGGACAAGCGUUCUCUGGCCUCUACAGCCUGAAAAUCCUGAUGCUGCAGAACAACCAGCUGGGAGGGAUCCCCGCCGAGGCGCUGUGGGAGCUGCCGAGCUUGCAGUCUCUGCGCCUGGAUGCCAAUCUCAUCUCCCUGGUCCCGGACGGGAGCUUUGAGGGGCUGCCUGCCCUCCGCCACCUGUGGCUGGAUGACAACGCACUCACCGAGGUCCCGGUUGGGGCCCUCAGCAGCCUCCCCGCCCUGCAGGCCAUGACCCUGGCUCUCAACCGCAUCAGCCACGUGCCCGACUACGCCUUCCAGAACCUGUCCAGCCUCGUGGUACUGCAUCUCCAUAACAACCGUAUCCAGCAUCUGGGGGCCCACAGCUUCGAGGGGCUGCACAGUCUGGAGACUCUGGACCUGAAUCACAACGAGCUGCAGGAGUUCCCCGUGGCCAUCCGGACGCUGGGCCGGCUGCAGGAACUGGGUUUCCAUAACAACAACAUCCAGACUAUCCCAGAGAAGGCCUUCCUGGGGAACCCUCUGCUGCAGACCAUACACUUUUACGACAACCCGAUCCAGUUCGUGGGGAGGUCUGCAUUCCGGCACCUGCCCAGGCUGCACACCUUGUCCCUGAAUGGCGCCUCGGACAUCCAGGAGUUCCCAGAUCUCAAAGGCACCACCAGUCUGGAGAUCCUGACCCUGACCCGCGUGGGCCUCCGGCGCCUCCCCCCAGGGAUGUGCCAGCAGCUGCCCAGGCUCCAAGUCCUGGAGCUGUCUCACAACCAGAUCCAGGGGCUGCCCAGCCUGCACAGGUGUCAGAAGCUGGAGAAAAUCGGCCUCCAGCACAACCGCAUCUGGGAAAUCGGAGCGGACACCUUCAGCCAACUGACCUCACUACAGGCCCUGGACCUGAGCUGGAACACCAUCCGGUCCAUCCACCCCGAGGCCUUCGCCACUCUGCGCGCACUGGUGAAGCUGGACCUGACGCACAACCGGCUGACCACGCUGCCCCUGGCUGGACUCGGGGGCCUGGUGCAUCUGAAGCUCAAAGGGAACCUGGGUCUGUCCCAGGCCUUCUCCAAGGACAGCUUCCCCAAGCUGAGGACCCUGGAGGUGCCCUUCGCCUACCAGUGCUGCUCCUACAGCGCCUGUGCCCUCCUCUCCAAGGCCUCCAUGCAGCGGGAGCCCCCGGACUCUCACCCUGAUGACCAGGAGGCUCCAAAGAGGCCCCUGGGCCUCCUUUUUGCCGGACGAGCUGAGAGCCACUAUGAUCUGGAUCUGGAGGAGCUCCAGCUGGAGAUGGAGGACCCCAGGCCGCACCUCAGUGUCCAGUGCAGCCCUGCUCCAGGCCCCUUCAAGCCCUGUGAACACCUCUUCGAGAGCUGGGGCGUCCGCCUGGCCGUGUGGGCCAUCGCGCUGCUCUCCGUGGUCUGCAACGGGCUAGUGCUGCUGAGCCUGUGUGCAGCCGGGCCUGGGUCCCUGCCACCGGUCAAGUUUGUGGUGGGGGCCAUCGCAGGGGCCAAUGCGCUGACUGGCCUUUCCUGUGGUCUCCUUGCCUCAGUUGAUGCCUUGACCUUCGGCUACUUUGCCCAGUACGGUGCCCGCUGGGAGACAGGGCCGGGCUGCCGGGCCACGGGCUUCCUGGCCGUGCUGGGCUCCGAGGCCUCGGUGCUGCUGCUGACCCUGGCCGCCUUGCACUGCAGCGUGGCCGUGUCCUGCGUGCGGGCCCACGGGAAGGCGCCGGCCCCGGGCAUCGUGCGGGCAGGGGCCCUGGGCUGCCUGGCACUGGCGGGGCUGGUGGCUGCCCUGCCGCUGGCCUCCGUGGGCGAGUACGGGGCCUCCCCGCUCUGCCUGCCCUACGCCCUGCCCGAUGGCCGGCCGGCGGCCCUGGGCUUCGCGGUGGCACUGGUGAUGCUAAACUCCUUCUGCUUCCUGGUGGUGGCCGCGGCCUACGUCAAGCUCUCCUGUGACCUGCCCGGGGGCGACCUGGAGGCCGUGUGGGACUGCACCGCCGUGCGCCACGUGGCCUGGCUCACCUUCACCGAUGGGCUCCUCUACUGCCCUGUGGCCUUCCUCAGCCUGGCAUCUGCACUGGGCCUCUUCCCCGUCACCCCCGAGGCUGUCAAGUCCGUCCUGCUGGUGGUGCUGCCCCUGCCUGCCUGCCUCAACCCGCUGCUCUACGUGCUCUUCAGCCCCCACUUCCGGGAGGACCUACUGCGGCUCUGGCCCUGCCCAGGGGCCCCGGGGCCCCUCAGCCUGGCUGCCACCGGCCAGCUGGAGCAGGGCUCCUGUGACUCCACCCAGGCCCUGGUGGCCUUCCCCGACCUGGAGCUCAUCCUGGAGGCUGCCGAGGGGGGGCAGCCCCCGGUGUUCAGGGCCUAUAGCUUCCCCUCAGUGACCAUCGCUUCCUGCCGGCAGCCCAGGGGCCCCCAGCUGCAGGACGGCCACUGUGUGGAGCCAGAGGGAACCCGUUUUGGGAACCGGCCACCCCCCAUGGAAGGAGGACGACGGCCAGGGGCCAAGGGGGCCACGCCAGCAGGUGGGGGCUGGUCAGAGGGUGAUGGCUUCCAGCCCCCUGGCUCAGCUUCUGCCUCACCCCUGUAAACGUUCACCCCCUCUCCUGCCUCUUCCCUCCGCUGCCAGCCUCUGCUGGGAAUGACAGCUGCUUGAAAAGAAAUUUGACCAAGACUCAGUAUGAUGGUGGCAGAUGGCUCUGUCCCAGCUCCCUGGGACUGCCUCCCUUCCAGGCCACCGCUCUUGUGUCCUGGGCCCAGCUCUGGCCUCUUUCCUGCUGCAUCUGAAGCUCAGACUAGAGGUCUGGGUGGUUGUCAGCUUUAGGGAAGUGAGUGGAGGAAAAGGCAGGGACCGGGCUGUGGCCCCGAGCGGUGCGGGGUGGGGGUGGAGGGCAGGGGGCCACAGAGAAAGGCCUGGUAGGGGCCACCAAAUGCAUCUCCCAGUGCUCGUGGAUUGGGUACAGAUGUGCUCUGUGGCCCACUGGUCUUGCAUGUGUCACUCAGAAAACUGCCUGUGAAACGAAGCUUUGGAGAACAGGACACUUCUUCUCAGAGACCCAUGGUGCACAUCAGUGUGGCGGUGAGGCUGUGAGAACCCUGCUGCAAUGAAGUCGGUCGAACUUAGUUUAACCCAGUUCCCCAAAUUUACCAGUAGGUUUGCCUUUUUGGUUUGUGUGGAGUAUCUACUAGAGAUUCACAGACUAGCCCUCGUCUCUCCUGGGGACCCCUCUCUGCACUACCUGGUGACAUCACAAGAGGCCGCCAGUCCUUGAAAGCCAUUUAAGUGGGACCAAGAGCACCCCCAGUCAUUGUCCCCAGCCAGCUGGGUCUCACUCACAACUGAAGGCAUCUUGGCUUCUAGAAGCCCCAAAUCUGACUUAAACAAGCCCGCGAAUAGGAGACAGGCCUGGAAUAAAUUAAUUCUUGGGCUUCAGCAAGAGACGAGUAACUGAUUUUGAGAAAUGGGUUCAAGAGUCCCAUAGAAGUUGGAAGUUUAUGGAGAUACAGAGGGAAUUGUCAUUCUCCGGGAUUGAGUCAUGUUCUCACGUCCCUGUCGCCAUCCCCAGGCUAGUUCCUUGGUGACGAAGGGAAGCUGCUUGCUCACAAGAUGCCCUCUGCCUGGCCCGAGACCCCCAGGCUGCAGUACUGGGGGCGUGACGGGCUCUUCCUGCCUAAGCAGCCCUGGACACCUGCUUUCACGCCUGCUUAUUUCUGCCUGAGUCUGUUUCCUCCAUCAUCCACACAGGAUGAGGACAGGCCUGUGUACUGUGAUGUCACGAGCAGGGGAUUCAAGCUUGGGGCCUUGUUGUUCAGAGUAGCCCGUGCUGCGAAAUGAAGCCAGGGGCAGAAAGAGAUUGUAAAAAUCCAUGUAAAUCUGCACGAUUAUUUGGCUAAUCCAUCUGAUUUGUUCACUAUUAUUUCUAGAAUACUUGGCACAUAGCAGGUGUUUGAUAGGUAUUUGUUGGACAAACGAAGGUUACAGCACAGUAACUCUGACCAGCUAUGUAAGUCACCACAAGGGACAGCCGCCAGAAAAAUCAACAAAAGGCUAUAUGACCCCAUCCCCACACAUGUAAGGCUUCUGAAGACCUAGAAAUCUGGAAGUGUGGUGGUCACCGCACUGUCUCUAAAGCUGUUUUAGCUCCGUGUCCGUCAUUCUGUGUCCCGAGGGAUGCUGGGGCGUUGGUAAAAUAAAGGGUGGCAGUUGCAGGCCUUCUCACA
This is a messenger RNA of Phacochoerus africanus (Common warthog), 4620 nucleotides long. RefSeq names its product leucine rich repeat containing G protein-coupled receptor 6 (gene LGR6). The record is from RefSeq and is a predicted model, not a curated record. Gene Ontology annotation, molecular function: protein binding; protein-hormone receptor activity. The transcript is spliced from 18 exons. Lineage: Eukaryota; Metazoa; Chordata; Mammalia; Artiodactyla; Suidae. Bases 86 to 2989 code for a protein of 967 amino acids. Gene Ontology annotation, cellular component: membrane. Gene Ontology annotation, biological process: G protein-coupled receptor signaling pathway.